UUUUGCUUUUUUCUGACUUUGUAGGCUUUACCUUUUCUACUUUGGUUUCUCUCUCUCUCUCUUUCUUCUAUUUUUUUUCCUUUUUUUUUUUGUUUGUUAGAUAGCUUUUUUUUUUCUUGAUAAUAGAUUGUAACCAAUGCAGAUCUCCGCGGCAAUUAUUACACUUGUAGCUGCUGCUACCACCACAUUGAACACGGUCAACGCUGCUGCUGUCACUACUGCUGAGGAUGGAAUUCUUCGUGCACCCAUCAUGCGUAACCCGAAUUUGGGUAACCCUUUAGAAGUUGCUAAAAUGAAAUAUCGAAUGCUUAAUAGAAGAGCCGAAGACUAUUUAGACAAGAGAGAUCAACAAUAUAAGGCUCCUUUGUACAAUGACCAAGGAUCACAGUACUUGAUUCAAGUCGGGGUGGGCACUCCACCACAAAACUUUGCUGUCACUCUUGAUACUGGCAGUGCUGAUCUUUGGGUUCCUUCAACAGAAUGUCCAGCUUCUAACUGUCCUUUCUACCGAUUUGACAGUUCAAAAUCGUCUACUUUCAAGACGUUGAACAAGCCAUUUGGUAUUCAGUAUGGUAUCGGUAGCGUCAACGGCUCUUAUGCAACCGAUACUGUCACGGUAGGCGGUGCUUCCAUCCCCAACCAACAGUUCGGCUUAGCAUCCAUGACGGAAGAUAUUUUACAACCCAACCCUUCUGCUGGCGGUGCUGGCUCCAAUGCACCAGAACCAUUCAACACGACAAGUAAAGCCAAUGUCGAAGCCAAUGGUAUUUUAGGUCUUGGUUAUCCUUCUCUCACCCAGGCCAACAGUCAGGGUGAAGGACCGUACAAUCCUUUUGUUUUCAAUUUGGCUGCACAGAAGGUGAUCAAUGAGCCCGUCUUUUCCAUUUUCUUGAACAGCAUCAAAGAAGACAACUGGUCGGGUGAAAUCAUCUUUGGCGGUAUUGACUCGACCAAAUUUGACGGUGAUUUGGUCUACUUGCCUGUGGCAGCUUUGCAAACCAAGGCCUCUGGUUUCUUUGGCAGCUCUGAGAAAGAAUACUAUUAUUGGAUGGUGUAUGGCCAAGGUUUAGGCGUCACCAACUCGCCUGUGGAAAACCCCAGCUGGAAGUUGCGUGAACUCGGUGCUUUCAUCCUCGAUACGGGCACCACGCUCACUUACUUCCCUACUUCAGUCGCUACAGACAUCGUGAAGGCCAUUGCGGGUGAUAAAUACACUCUGGAUCGUUCCUCUGGUGUGUUCAUUGUGGAUUGUGCCGUAGGUAAGAGUCCAGCUCGUUUUGAAUUGCAAAUGUCGCAAACGAACAAGGCCAGCAACAGCCCUGUCACCUUAAGUGUUCCUGCCAGUGAAUUGGUCAUUCCUAUUGACGGCACUUCUAUUGAUAAUGCCAACUUGUGUAUGUUUGGCAUUGCUCCUUUGGGAGGUUCUGGCAGCAUUGGUUCCAACAUGUAUCUCGUCGGUGAUUCAGUGCUUCGUUCUGCUUACAUGGUGUAUGACAUGGGCAACAACCGUGUCGGACUCGCUGCGAAUAAGGGUAUUGGUGGUAAAGUGACCGCGGGUUCUUCUGUCUCAAACGGUUCCAACAACAACGGCUCAGGAGCUUCUAAUGCCGCUGUUGCCAAUUCUGUUGGAAGCUUGUCCAGUGCUUACUCACUUCAAUCCUCCAUUGGUUUCACCGGUGCCGCUUUGUUGUUCACGGCCAUCUCCAUGUCCAUGCUUUAAAACGCCCGCCAUCUUGGCAGGGGGAGGGUGACUCACUUAUCACCGCGACAUCCAUCAUCAUCAUUAUUAUCAUCAUUAUCAUUAUAGCAACACUCCCAGGAAUAUACAACUUUUGGACCCACCCUCCCAUUAUCCAUUGAAAUAGAGAGGGGGAGGAUGCUAAUCAAAGUCUUUACUGAAGCCUUCUAAAAAUAUCUAUUUAUCACGACUUGGCUUUUUAUAUAUAUAUAUAUAUAUAUAUAUAUA
This is a messenger RNA of Mycotypha africana, 1966 nucleotides long. RefSeq names its product aspartic peptidase domain-containing protein. NCBI's taxonomy places the organism in Eukaryota, Fungi, Mucoromycota, Mucoromycetes, Mucorales, Mycotyphaceae. The record is from RefSeq and is a predicted model, not a curated record. The coding region runs from base 137 to 1720 and encodes 527 amino acids. The transcript is spliced from 2 exons. Gene Ontology annotation, molecular function: aspartic-type endopeptidase activity. Gene Ontology annotation, biological process: proteolysis.